Messenger RNA from Haliotis rubra (blacklip abalone), 936 nucleotides. RefSeq names its product COMM domain-containing protein 6-like. NCBI's taxonomy places the organism in Eukaryota, Metazoa, Mollusca, Gastropoda, Lepetellida, Haliotidae. The record is from RefSeq and is a predicted model, not a curated record.
UGUCACGUGACUAAACAACAUGGCGGCUAUAUUGCAAAGCUUGCCGCAAGGUUUCCAAGAAGCUAUUACAGAUGCAAGUCAGCUUCCUCAAGAUAUGCUUGCACAGAUUUGCCAGGAUGUUUCAACGUUUCUGCAGUACAAAUCUGGUCCAGUAAAGCCAGAGAAGUAUACACAGCUAUUGGAAGCCGCCUCAGCAAGUCCAACCAAGGUCUCAAUGAAUAGUGUUGUGAAUGCUCUCACCUAUAUACUUCGAUCGGCUGCAGCAUUAAAGCUAGAUGGCGAGGAAUUUCAAAAUCAGCUGAUCACAUCAGAUAUUUUCACAAAGGAUGUUUUGGACACACUGGUGCACACCUGGAGGGAGCAGGGGAGACAACUCAUGGAAACAACAUCACAACUGCAAUGCUUGAACGUGGGACAGCUGCUGGACCUGCAGUGGAGAGUGGGUGUGGCCAUUAGUUCCGAUGACUGCAAGAGCCUCAACUCCCCCCACAUCACCCUCCUCCUCACCAUCGCUGAGACAGGUGGCAGCAUCACCAAACACUCCGUGGAGAUGACGCUCACCCAGUUUAGGAAUUUUUCCCGGCAGUUAAAAGAAAUGGCAGUGUUGAUGGAGACAGUUUGACGAAUGCUAACCUCAGCUGUUUUCAAACUGACAGGGAUAAAGAUACCAGUUAAUUCCAUUUUAUAUUGACACAAGUCUAUCAUUACCAUAGCAACCAGUGUUUAUUUGUGUGGCACAUGAUCCUGCAUCUCCUAUAUACUACUAUUAAAUACAGGGCUUUCUUGGCAGUGGGGUAGCACAGUGGUUAAAGUGUUUGCUUGCCUUGCUGAAGGUCCAGGUUCCUUUCCUUAAUAUUAGUCCAGUGGUUGAUAUGCAUUUUAGGAGUCCCCUGCCAUGACAUUGCUGGAAUACUGUUAAAAGUGGCCUCAUACCAU